AUGGCGCCCUUCCUGUUUCCUCCUCGUCCUCGAUCUGAAACAUCUCGGAGGCGUGCCGGCGCCGUCACAUCGGUGCUGCCGGCCUGUUGGCUGCUGCUCUGGACGCUGACCGCGCCGGUCGGUUGUAUUCCCGGCUCCGAGAUUGAAGUCUCCGAGAUUGAAGGCUCCGAGAUUGAAGUCACGGAGACGCCCGACGGGAUCAAGCUGAGCUGCACCGACAAAUAUCAGCUCCAAGGAGGCGAUGGUAGAAGUGUUGACUCCCUGGACUACAGAGACGAGAACACGGGCGAGUACAGGUGUGUGAGGCGGGACGGGGGGGAGGAGCCUGAAGGAGCAAAGAUCUACGUCAAGUUCCGAACCUGUGACAACUGCAUCGAGCUGGACUUGGCGUCCAUCACAGGAAUCGUGGUAGGAGACGUCGUGGCGACGCUGCUGAUCGGCGUGACCGUUUACCUCAUCGCCGCUCAGAGCCGGAGCGCUGCGGUCACCGCCCUCAAGAAAAGCUCUGACAGACAGCAUCUCGUCCUCAAUGAAACGACCCAAGCCCCCAACGACCACUACCAGACUCUGCUUGGCCGUCAGAGGGACACGUAUGAUGUGCUGAACAGGCAGGCACGUGCACAGGUAGAGCCCUAGUGGUGCUCAAGCACCAGCCCUUUGGCCCUGGAUGAGAAAAGGGCCCUUUUUGCUGGAGCCCACUUUUUUUCUUCAUUAAUAAGUAUUUAAGAAUAAAAAAUAGUCUCUGUCAUCAAGUCCUCCCAAAUGUGUUUGGAUAUCUGUCGGGGCAUUUAUUGGAGUUCUUGUGAGAAUUUCGCCCCGACAUGCUCCGCGGUGCUCACGAGCCCCCGCCGCGCCCCUCCUCCUCCUCCACUUCCUCCUCCGCGCAGUGCUCCUCGCGCCACCGAACGGGUGCACCUCCUUCUCCUCUGACCCGCAGCACCAGACACACUACAGGUCAUGAGUCAUGACGGUGUUUGUCCCCUGACGUUGUUUGGUGAUAAAUUAACCACAACUGAAAAUAUUACGUCACAACUGGUCCGACGUUUCCUAAAAAAUAAAAAAAAACACAAAUUCCCGAAAUCCGUUAUUUCAAAGUCUAGUCCAGCUGUUUACUGACGUCAUGUUUGAGAGAGAGAGAGAGAUCUGUUUUAUAAAUGCCAUUUAGACAAUUUCGAUAGUAUGUUGAAUUUAUGAAUUCAUUUUAUAAAUGUCACAAUAAUUCACAGCUGGAACAGAGCAGCUAAACUAUGCUAACAAUAGCUCUCUGUGUCAUGCUGUCCAUGUGCCACAUUGUUUUAUGUGGUAUGUUUCUCUUUGUUUUGUCUGUUCCAGUUUUACAAAGAUCAAUCUCGUAUGAGUAAUUGCAGAGGGUGAAAAGAGUAAACGCAAGAAAACAACAACACUUGUAAUAGCUUCUUACUAACCAAGAGUGAUGUCAUGCUGGGAAAUAUCAGAUCGAGGCCUUAUAACGUUUUUACAGAAGUUUAAUAUUUCCCGGCAUGACCGAACGGUCGAGGUUAGUACGUUGUUUAUUAUAUGGCAUUUUUGGCUCCUAUUAUUUUGCAAAUGAAAAUAAAUUGUAAUUGUUAAUAGAAAACAUGUCAUUUUGUUCAACUCUCAUGUCUUCUCACGACACAAUGUGUUUCAAGUGUUGCUAGCAACCAACUCCUUAACUUGGAAAAAUCAUUUUGGCGAUGGGUGCCCUUUUUUUUGGUUUGAGCACCUGCCCCCCAAAAUGUCUGUGCACGUGCCUGUGAACAGGAAAUAGAUUUUCUUUGCACCUGAACCGUCUGCAGGAGGAAGAGUCUGCUACCUGUGACGCUCGUCCCUCGUGAUGAAACCAUUUCAUCUUUUAUCAUUUCUUUCACUCGGCCUGUAAGACGUUGCUCUGUCACAUCGUGACGGUAUCAUUUUAAUGGCCAACAUGGUAUUUUCAUUCAUGAAGUGUGUUUUUCUCUUAGAAGAGGGGCUACAACAGCCUCCAUGUGUCAUCACUUGAACAUGAAGGGUUUAUUUGGAUAAUACACUGAAUGUAUCAGGAUGAAAAAUAAAAAUAUAUAAUCGAGGACAAAAAAUAAUGUAAUGUUG
Pseudoliparis swirei is the source of this 2088-nucleotide messenger RNA. RefSeq names its product T-cell surface glycoprotein CD3 delta chain-like. The transcript has 6 exons. Gene Ontology annotation, cellular component: external side of plasma membrane; alpha-beta T cell receptor complex. Gene Ontology annotation, biological process: cell surface receptor signaling pathway; positive thymic T cell selection. Lineage: Eukaryota; Metazoa; Chordata; Actinopteri; Perciformes; Liparidae. The record is from RefSeq and is a predicted model, not a curated record. Gene Ontology annotation, molecular function: transmembrane signaling receptor activity. Bases 1 to 636 code for a protein of 211 amino acids.